Molecule: messenger RNA, 1563 nt
Organism: Penicillium griseofulvum
Lineage: Eukaryota; Fungi; Ascomycota; Eurotiomycetes; Eurotiales; Aspergillaceae
Gene: afeA
Product: adenylate-forming enzyme AfeA
Exons: 2
Coding region: 1-1563 (520 amino acids)
Biological process (GO): secondary metabolic process
Molecular function (GO): CoA-ligase activity
Source: RefSeq, a predicted model, not a curated record
AUGAAACAGAUACUAUAUCCCGCACUGUUCUUCGGUAUAAUUGGCGCGGGUGGUGUCUACAUGGGCUCCAACCCCCGAAGCCAACCCAAAGAACUCGAUCACAUUCUCAGUCUCGCCGAACCCAAAUUGAUUAUCACCACGCGUGAUGCCCUCCCCAAUGUCCUCAACGCCUCUGCGGCCCGGGGUAUGCACCCAGCCCAGGUCUGUCUCGUCGACGAGGGCGCUAUCGACCACUGCGCCCAACUAUUCCUAUGGCAUGAACUAGGAUUUUCAGCAAGUCAAUUCUUUGCAAUGUGCGGUGACGAGACUCACAACAAUUUCGCGAAUCUCCUUUGCUAUGGUGAAAGCGACUGGCUGAAAUUCUCCGAUCCUGUCAUCGCACAGGCCACUCCUGCAGCCAUGUACCCAACCAGCGGUACAGGGGGACUUCCCAAAGCAGCCAUCCUGUCCCACUAUGCACUUGUCUCACAGCACCGCACUAUUUACUACGAAGUGCCUCAUCCAGUCAGCCGGCUCAUCUCGCUGCCCAUGUUCCAUCUAUUUGGCGCGCUUUGGACACAUCUCUUCCCUGUCCGAUACGGACACCCGUUGUUCGUCCUACCACGCUUCGAGGUCAACGAGUUCUUGGCCGCUGUCCACAAGUACCAGAUCUCAGAGACUUACCUCGUCCCGGCUAUCAUUCACUCCAUCAAUCAAUCAUCUGUUCCCAUCGGUGAUAUGUUGUCAUCGCUUCGCUAUGUUGGUGUCGCUGGCGCUCCUAUUGAUGGCCACUCCAUGAAACAGUUCCGCACAUACAUCAACCCUAUGGGAUAUGCUUGCCAGAUCUGGGGAAUGACCGAGGUCGGUGUGACAUUCCAGACUCGCUAUGGCCAGCAGGGCGACCCAGCUAGUAUUGGCACAUGUAUUGCCGAGUACGAGGCCCGCCUAGUGGAUCAAGAUGGCAAAAUUGUGCAGGCUGAUUGUUGCCCGGGUGAAUUGUACGUUCGUGGACCGGGUCUUCUUACUGCAUACAAAGGCCGCACAGAUGCAUUGGAGCCACAUGGAUGGUUCCGAACCGGUGAUGUGGCAUACGUCAAACAGGGCCAGUAUUACAUUGUUGGACGUACGAAGGAGCUCAUCAAAGUCCGAGGAUGGCAAGUCGCUCCAGCUGAAGUCGAAGGUGUCCUCCUCCAACACCCGGGAAUCAUGGAUGCCGCCGUGAUCGGCGUGAACAAGGAUGGCGUGGGCGAAGUUCCACGCGCCUUCAUCGUUCGCUCGCGUGACCCAUCAGUGCGUCGCUUAACCGCCGAGCAGGUUUACAAUUAUGCACGCCAGCAGCUGGCGAAAUACAAAUCUCUCGAUGGAGGUGUCGUAUUCGUGGAAGAGAUUCCACGCACUGCAAGUGGGAAGAUCCAGCGUUUCAAGCUGUCACAGAUGAACUCCUACCGUGAGAUGGUGGCGUCCUUGCUAUCCGGAUUCGAAAGUGACGCCUCUGCUGCAGCCACCGCCACUCGACGAGGAUUACCCGCCGCGGUUGACAUGUCCCCUAUCGGCGUCAUCCCCGAAGGACGGGUGGCAGUCUAA